Molecule: messenger RNA, 11614 nt
Organism: Cherax quadricarinatus
Lineage: Eukaryota; Metazoa; Arthropoda; Malacostraca; Decapoda; Parastacidae
Source: RefSeq, a predicted model, not a curated record
GUGUGAAGGCUAUGACAGUGUUGGUGGAGGAGGAAUUAGGGUGAGGUAGAGGGAGGUGCGCGCGCAAGUUCCCCGCGGCAGCAGCAGCAGCAGCGCGGUUCCCCCACAUGCCAGCCCAGAAGAGAGGAUUAGUGUCGCCUUGACUGGUGCUGUGUGGGGGUGUGUUGUGUGUGUGUUUGAUGUCGCCAAGUGUGUUCUUAGUGUUUAGUGUGUAACAGCAGCGGGUGGUGGUCACCUCUGUGCUGGCCACACAAGUAUACAUUCCUGGAGCUCUUACGUUGACCCCACUACCGCACCAGACACUCCUGACUCCACAACCCUUGCCUGUCACUCCUCUACUCGUGUGUAACCACAGCCACCCCUCCCUCACACACACACAGGAGCUAAGACUCGACCCCUGCAACCACAAAUAGGUGAGUACACUGCUAGUAUCUCACCAGCAGGGACUGGUAGCAGUCUGGCAGUGACACAACCCCCGUGGACACCCUGCCAGGGGUUCCUGGUGGUGGAGACAAGUACCCUAGGGAGGAGUGAGGUAUUCUGGGGUAGUGGGUGUGGUGUGUGCCGGGGCUGUCUGGUAGCGGCAGCUGCAGUAACUCCUCAGUGUGGUCACCUGCUACCCAAUACUCUCCCUUCCUGGCGCGCGCGCGCGCACGCACGCGCGUUCAUACCUUCCUAGUCUUGCAUAUUGCACCUUCCUCACACUCCUCCCCCACAAGCUGCAGUAUUUGUCCUACCCAACUCUUUCCGUCAUGGAUAUUUGCUCAUCCGUAUCAGCACUCGUCAAAAUAACAGUGUAUGUAAUGGUACGUGAUGGUGGGCACAGAGCCUAUUAGCCAUUGGUGUGGCGGGCGGGGUGCUGGAGACUGGGAGGAGGCCAACCAUCACCAUGGAGGCCCUCACCACCACCACCAGCCCCACUGCAACCCUUGCCACCUCAGGCAGGAGAACCUCUUCCCUGAUGUCUACUUCACUACUGCCUUCAGCCUACCCACUUCCUCCACCUGAAGAGUUUGCCACAGUCCAUGGAGGCUCGACCAGUGCCAGAAGGCCAUUGCCUCCCCAUGCUCAGUCUGCCAGGAAACACCGGCCCAAUCACCAGCGUAACCUCUCCCUGGACUUCAGGUACGAGUAUGGUACUCUAAUAUUAACCCCAUGACUGUUGCAACCCAAAUCCUGAGGUGUCUCCUGGUGUCGCAAAAUUUCCGAAAAAAAAAAAAAUUUCUUAUGAAAUGAUAGAGAAUCUUUUUCCGAUUGUAAUGACACCAAAAGAACGAAAUUUGAUGGAAACUGACGGAAUUACUCUCUCUUGAAGUUAGCAACCUCGUCGAUAUUUACGAAUUGGCGAUUUCGCCCACUUUGAGCCCUGUUUUCAGCUAAUUCCAUUGUUCCAGUCGACCAAACUCAUAACUAUUUCUUUAGAACUCCAUUUUUUCUAUCGAUUGAUUACAAGAAACUGCCCAUUUACCAAUUUCAACUACCCAAUAACAUGGUCAGAAAUUUGCAAUUUGGCCAAUUUCACAAAAAUUAAAAAGUAUGACAGUUUCAAAAUAGGGUCCAGAAUGAACAAUGCAGACAUUCCUGGCUCUAAAAUAAUAUUUUCUUUGUUCAUCAGUCACAUCUCCAGGCCCUUCUGAUAUUACUCUUGCUUUCUAUUUUGAAUUUUUAUUCAAACAAUAUAGAAGAUUUACUUUUAUGCAGACUACUGCAAUAUUGUAAUAAUUGUAUAAAUAAUGUCAACCCAUUCAUGACUGCAUAUUAGAAUGGCUUCUUGGACAUUUAUUGGAAAAUGACAUCAUUUGUUUACUUUUGAACAUAGGCAAAAAUCAAGCAUUUACUCUACUUUGAGCUCCAUUCCAAGGUUCUUUUCAUAGUAAAACCAAUCAAAAUCACCUCUAUUUCUAUAAUAUGUUUACCAUUCUAUCAGAUGAGACCAAGAAAGCGAGAAUACAAUCAUAAAUAACAUACAAAAAUAGACCACAAAGUCGGCAUUUUAAUUAGAAAAAAAACAGUCAGAGUUUUUUUUCUCACUAUGCACUGCAUGCUGCAAGAUUUUUUUUAUAUGGUGCAUACUGACCACACAGACCCAUUCUCUCACAUGUGGGCCUACCAGCUUUCUCCUGCUUGAUUUGAAGCCGCUAGAAUUUAUGAGUUUGUAUACGUCAAAAACGGUGUCUCGUAUGACGUAUAUAUAUGACCGAAACAGUCAAGGGGUUAAACAGGUAUUUAUUGUAAAACAGAUACCCAUUAAGUGUUUUACUCUCUGGCAGAAUUGCUGGUCUUUUUGUUUUGUCUCAGUCAUGUUAUGAGAUAGAUAAAUCUUAGAAACUUCUAUUAACAUUCAGAAUAAACACUUUUUUUUUUUUGUUUUGUUUCUUAAUUGCUCAUUAUUCUGUAAUAUUUCUUCCCAGAUAUAGGAGACCUGUUCUUAAAAUGAGCCACUUGGCUGAUGCUUCCCAAACUAUAAACAACUAUUAAGAGAUGUACUGUGGAUGUUGAUUGAUUUGCUAGUGUUAAACUGUAGCUGGACAGGUGGAGCAAGACUAGUUCUACUGUACACAUUUUUUUAAAUAACCUCACUUCUGUUGCUCCUGCUAGCUACUGUGACACCUUAAGACUAUAAUACCAUUUCAUUAUUAAUACAAAUUAAUACUGAAGGAGUUUUCUUAUAUCAGUAUAGAUGUCUAGUUUGAUACUGACAUCUGCUGCAUUUGCACCUACUCCAUUUUCCUGAGUUCCACAUAGUUAAUAUUGUCACUAUAUAUGACAGAUGGGGAGUCUGCUCUAAAUAAAUGACUUGUAUACAGCCUCUCCUCACUUAAUGAUGGAGUUCCAUUCCUGAGACCACGUCAUUAAACGAAUUCAUUGCUAAGUGAGGAGCAUACUAUAAUGGUAGUGAGUUUAUGUCAGCCAUCUUUAAUAUUGCUUUAAUGUAACCUUUGCACCAUGUAUAACAUUUCUGGUAUACUAUUUUUAAAUGUUCAUACAGUAGUGUACUGUAUUUAGUAAUAAAGAUAAUAGAGGAACUCAGCUCUAAUAUAUAUUAUUUAGGUAUGAAUACUGGUCAAAGAGCCCAUCGUAAGUCCGAGGCGUUGGUAAAUGAGUAAGUCGCAAAGUGAGGAGAGGCUGUAUUACAUGACUUUUUGGCCCAUUCUGGCCAUUUCAAAUAUGUGCAUAGAUAAGUAGUAAAGAAUUUUUACAGCACCCUCAUAUAUUAUAAACCUAAAUUAGAACAUGCAUCUGUUAUACAGUGUCCUUAUUUAAAGAAGUGCAGAGAAUAUUUGUAAAUCUUGAAGUACUACUACAAAUGAGUUAGCAGUUUUAAAAAUACUGCUUACCAAGUAAAAUUAAAAUAUUUGUAAAUGCUCUCUUUGGAAGAGAGAAGAGAGAUCAGACAUGAUAAUCAUAUUAAUUUAUGAGAAAUUCUUAAAAACUAAACAAGAAAGAUUUUUGGACCAUCAAUAAGGUAAACAAGCAGCAGUUUCAAACUUGAUAAAUAUAAACAGCAUAUUAUAAAGACAUGCUUGAUAAAGACCAUGUAUACAGAGAUGACAAAGCCUGGUAGUCAACAGAACAAAGUCUUACCUUAGAAAAGUCAAAUGUUGAGUGCCCAAAAGUAUGGCCCUGACAUCAUAACUGUUUCUUAGCCUCAUAAACAAGAGUGCUAAAAACAGCUUUGUAUCAUCUUUAGCAUACAAUACCAAAAUAGAUAUAACAAGUUGCCUCAGUAGAAUACACAGGGGAAAACUACAAACACACAUUAAAAUAGUCCAGUGAAUAAAUGAAAAUCCCAUUAGUGACAAAUUUCAGCUGCAUAGGCAUGAUAAGCUUAUGAAUGCCUCAAAACAACCACAGUAUGUAAAACACAGGCAGACCAUAUCAUAGAAUGUAAGGAACAGGUAAAGAUUUAGGAAUAAGUAUGUCAGAGGAUCUCUCAAGCAGAAAUUGUUGUGCACAUAAUGAGAGCAGUGCCAUGUUAUUAUUAUGGUUAAGUUUAUUAACAAACUGGAAUACUGCUGACCUCUUGUGAGUACAGUGGACCCCUGCCUUUCAGCGACCACGACUUUCGGCAAUUUUUUUCGGCAAAAUAUAGCCUCGUGGUUCAUCUCGUGAUUCAGCGACCAUCUGGUAUGCAUCCAACCGGCAUCCCACCGUCAGUGCACACACAAAGCCAGUCUCCCACACCAUUCACACUCGGUGUGCCAUUGUUUAUCAGCGAGUGACCAUCACCCCACGGGUUCAUACGAUAUGUUUCAUAAUAAUCCAUUGUUUUUUGUGCUUACAACUAGUAAAUAAACCACCAUGGGCUCAAAGAAAGCUCCUAGUGCCAGGCCUUUGGUAAAGAAGGAAAGAAAUACAAUAGAAUUCAAGAAAAACUUGUAGGAAAGUACCAAAGUGGAGGAGGAAGAGAGAGGGGAGAAUGUGCCUUCUUCAGUGAUUCUACGAUAUGUAUGAUACUAAAGCAGCAGGUAUUGAUAAGGGCUAUAGUGCCAGCCAACGAUAAAGUAGCAUUAACAGUCAAGUAAGUUAAGCGAUAGGAAAACGAUACGAAAGUAACUCUCCAGUGUUGUCGGUGUAUAGGGCCGCUGAACAUACGCCACCCUGCUCUCUUCCACCACCCUAAACCUCUGCCAGCAUCUCCUCCAUAAAACUAAUUAAACUAACAUCUCCUCCAAGGUAAGUGUAAAUAUUUCUUAUUUAUAAAUUACAUACAUUGUUUCAAUUUGAAUAGGGUUGGUGGCUUCUGCUGCCGCCUUCACCACCACUAAUAUGUACGGCUUCUCUCAGUGGCCCUUAUAAACCCAACAACACCACCACCAACACUUACUCCUCACAUAUGUUAUGACAUAUUUUCUUCAUUCUAAAGUACAAAUCAUGUUUCUUUGUUAUUAAUAUUGUUUAUUAUGUCAUAUUAGAGGAAUUGUGAUAGAUAAAUAAACCGUAGAGAUGAUAUUAGCAUCAUAUUGAAGGAUAACUUCACCUCCCUCUUGUCUCCCACUCCCCUCCUACUUGUCUGCCAUACACCAACAGGAGUCUUCAGUAAAGGUAAGUGUGAUGUUAAAUGUUUAUUUAUCCAUUUUAUUAGUGCUUUAUAUUCAUUUGUCAUUUUUUCUCUAUGUAAAUCUAUAUUUAAUCUUUAAAAAAAUCUUUUUUCUUAAUACUUUUGGGUGUCUGAAACGGGUUAAUAGGGUUUCCAUUAUUUCUUACGGGGAAAAUGGUUAUGCCAGUCGUGAACUUCACCAUUCAGCAGACUCUCUGGAAUGGAUUAAUCGUGAAAUUCGAGGGUCCACUGUAUAUAUCUAAAACAUCAGGGUGGAUUAUGAGAACUUUGAAAAUAAAAGGAUCAACACCGAUGAUAGUUCUCAAAUCACUUAUGCUUUCAUGACUUUAUUGUUCUUUGCUCACAGCACCUUACAAGGAAGAGAGAGAGACAGUAGAGGUGGCAAAUGUCCAGAGGUUGUAUAUUGCCUGCAUGGAAUAAAUAAAAUAUCUAAACUAUUGAAAGACCUCAAUGCACUUAAAUUGUUUUCUCUUAAGUAGAGAAGAGAGAGAUACCUGAUAAUGUACCGUAGGGCCCCAUUUAUACUGCAGGUUAGGUUCCAGACUACUGCCGCAAAGUGGACAUCGCGGAAAGCAGAACGCCAUUUGUUUCCACUUAUAAAUGUCAGAUAAUAAGUUUACGUUACAUAUUAAGUUAGCAAUAGAACAAGGCAUUAAAAAACAAUAAAUAGUAAACUACACACACAGUAGUGUUUAUUGUGAGAAGUUAGGUGUGGUAGGUAUGCCAGGCACUCCACCCCACCCACAUGUAAUAUACUUAGACAUUUGAAGAGCCCUAGAGCAAUGAGGUAGAUAUUGAAAAUCCAGUGACACUAGGUGACAAGGACAGUAAUAGGUUUAGUGGAAAAACAGAAAUGAGCAGGAAGGUUGAAGAGAAAGGAGGGUCUUUCAAUGUAUAUUAUGCUAAUAGCCGUAGUGCUAGGAAUAAGAUGGACGAGUUGAGAUUAGUUGCUAGUGCUGGUAACAUUGAUAUAUAUUUGCCAUAACUGAGACGUGGUUUAAUCAAAAAAGUCGGAACAUGCCUGCAGAAUGUCACAUUCAGGGUUUUAAAUUGUUCCAAGUAGAUAGAAGUAUCGGGAAGGGGGGUGGGGUGGCAUUGUAUGUCCGAGAUUGCUUGAACUGUUGCAUAAAAAAGGGUAUAAAAUCUGAAAUAACACAUAGGAACUAUUGAAUAGGGAAGAUAGGAGAGGAGUAAAGUCUAACACAGAGAAUGCCCAGUCUACAACAACUGACCCAGAAAUAAGCAGAUACACACUAGAAAAAACACGGUAAACAAAAACAACAGCUAGUUCAGUCCCCAGCCUUAGGGCUGACCCAGUCCCAGCCCCCAGCCAUUGUGAAAAUCCGGAUUCAGUUAAAGACUCCUCCACAGCCACCAACGCCAUAGCCCCUAGUACAGAUGUAGUAGAGGAGCCCUACUCUGGGGUAGACUCUUCUGCAACCAUCACAGUCAUAGCCUCUAGUACAGAUGUAGUCGGGGAAUCCCCUCCCAGGAAAAAUGUUGGUGCUAUGAUAGCAGAUGGUGGUGUCUCUGGAUUGGCUAUGAAGGACUGUAGUUCGGCCCUAGGGCCAGCACAGAUUAAGAAUACAUCCAGCACGAAUUGUACCCAGCCAAAAACAAAAUGGUGCAAAUACUAUAUUUGGGGCAUCUGUAAACACGGAAUAUCAGGGAAAACGAAUGGGGCAUGCAACUUUGAGCAUCCCAAAAAUUGCCGUGACCUCCUGUCUAAGGGAGUGUGUCGUUCUACCUCUUGCAAAUACUUCCACCCGGAGAUGUGUCAGUCUUCAGUCCUUGAAAAACAAUGUUACAAUACCAAUUGCACUGCAUAUCAUCUAAAAGGGACCAGGAGGCACACACCCCAUACAACACAUCAUAUGGUAGCUACGACAACACCCCAAGUGAUUUUUUAGGGGUAGGAAACAAAGAAAGAAAAUGGAAAGAGAUAACCAAAAUAGUCCACCACCUUGGAGCCUUGUUGGACUGGAGGCAUAGCCAGUGGCACCUCCGGGCUCACAGCUGCUGAUGCCAACAACAAAAUCCCCCCAACAAACAUGCAACACAACCUUAUUUAUAUUUGCUAAUAUACAGGGCCUUAAGCCAUCCACAAACAACAAAAUACCUUUCAUUAGUGGACUUCUAGAGGAGUCAAAUUCACUGUUUGCAGCUUUCACAGAGACCCACGCAAAAGAUUACUUUGACAGUGAAAUAUGGAUACCUGGAUACAACCUUUUCAAAUGCGACAGAAAGAACAGGCAACAAGGGGGGGUUGACCUGUACAUCAAAGAGUCGCUCAUUUGCACAGAGAUACUGAACACCACAAAUGAUGUAGUUGAAGUUCUGACAAUAAAAAUCGAGAACCAAAACUUAGUCAUUGUACUUGUAUAUAAGCCACCGGAUGCAACUUCCCAACAGUUAAAAGAACAACUGUCAAAAAUCGACUCCUGUCUGGACAACUUUCCAGCCCCAUCCCCAAACAUCUUGCUGCUUGGUGACUUCAAUCUAAGACACACAAAAUGGAAGAAUAUAGCAAAUAAUGUCGUAGCAGAAAUAAUCCCUGGAGGUAGCUCAGAUGAAAGGUCACACACGCAGGAGCUGCUGAAUUUCUGCAACAAACACACCCUAAGUCAGCAAAUAGUGGAGCCAACAAGACUGGAGAACACACUGGACCUUAUUUUCACAAAUAAUGAGGACCUGGUAAGGAAUAUAACAAUAUCAAAAACAACAAAUUCUGAUCACAAUCUAAUCGAAGUCCAGACUUGCAUGCACAGGAGUCCUGAUCAGCACAAUGCAUUCAGUUAUGAGGGUACCUUUACCAAAUCCAACUUCAACAACAAGAACAUCAUCUGGGAUCAGGUAAACUAUGCCCUAAAUGAAACAUGCUGGGAGGAUAUCUUAAAUUACAUGAACCCGAACCAAUGCCUCGAAAAGAUCACCCUCCUGGUUGCUGAAGUAUGUUCAAGGUAUAUUCCUAUAAGACAAAAGAAAAGAAGAAGUAAACUGGAGAGAGAGAGAUGCUCCCUCUACAGGAGAAGACGAAGAAUCAUUGAGCUCCUCAAGAAUGCCAGAUUAUCUGAUACACGGAAGGUAGUGCUAACCAGGGAAGUGGAAAAUAUUGAGCUGAAGUUAAAGGACUCAUACAGGAUCCAGGAGAGACAAGAGGAGCUAAAACCGAUUAAUGAAAUUGAAAGAAAUUCGAAAUAUUUCUUUUCAUACGCCAAAAACAAGUCAAAAACCACUUCUAGUAUAGGGCCCCUGCUCAGACAAGAUGGAUCCUACACUGACGACAACAAAGAAAUGAGCGAGAUACUGAAAUUGCAGUAUGACUCAGUGUUCAGUGAGCCACUAACCAGUUUAAAGAUAGAUGAUCCAAUGUAGGCCAGAUUUAUGACAUAACUCUAACUCCACUAGACUUUGAGAAAGCCAUCGACAACAUGCCCAUGCACUCAGCCCCAGGCCCAGACUCGUGGAACUCUGUUCAUUAAAAACUGCAAGAAACCCCUCUCACGGGCCCUAAGUAUGCUAUGUAGGAGGAGCUUAGACACAGGCGAGAUUCCACAGUCACUAAAAACAACAGGUAUAGCCCCACUCCAUAAAGGUGGCAGCAAAGCAGUAGCUAAGAACUAUAGACCAAUAGCUUUAAUGUCCCACAUCAUAAAAAUCUUUGAAAGAGUUCUAAGAAGUAGGAUAGCAAACCACCUGAACUCCCAAAAAUUGCACAACCCAGGGCAACAUGGUUUCAGAGCAGGUCGCUCCUGCCUUUCGCAACUGCUUGACCACUAUGAUAUGGUCCUAGAUGCACUGGAAAACAAACAAAAUGCGGAUGUAGUAUACACAGACUUUGCAAAAGCCUUUGACAAGUGCGACCAUGGUGUAAUAGCACACAAAAUGUGUGCCAAAGGGAUAACCCGCAAAGUAGGCAGAUGGAUCUUCAACUUUCUAACCAAUCGCACACAAAGAGUAGUGGUAAACAGAGUUAAAUCAGAUGCUGCCAUAGUGAAGAGCUCUGUCCCACAAGGCACAGUACUCACACCUAUCCUGUUCCUUAUUCUCAUAUCAGACAUAGACAGAGAUGUAAACCACAGGGCUGUAUCAUCUUUUGCAGACGAUACUAGGAUCUGCAUGAGAGUGUCAUCCAUUGAGGACACUGUUAACCUCCAAGAAGAUAUAAACCAAGUUUUUCAAUGGGCAACGGAGAACAAUAUGAUGUUCAAUGAAGACAAAUUCCAACUACUCCGUUAUGGAAAACUGGAGGAAAUAAUAACUUGAACUGAGUAUACUACAAACUCCAAUCACACAAUAGAGAGGAAAAGUAAUGUGAGAGACCUGGGAGUGGUAAUGUCAGAGGAUCUCACCUUCAAGGAUCACAACAAUGCCACUAUCACAUCUGCUAGGAAACUGAUAGGAUGGAUAAUGAGAACAUUCAAGAUGCUAAGCCAAUGAUGAUCCUUUUUAAAUCACUUAUUCUUUCUAGGCUGGAAUACUGCUGUACAUUAACAUCCCCAUUCAAGGCAGGUGAAAUUGCAGAGCUAGAGAAUGUACAGAGAACCUUUACUGCCUUUACUGGGAGCGCCUGGAAGCACUUGACUUGUACUCACUAGAGCGCAGGCGAGAGAGAUAUCAUAAUCUACACCUGAAAGAUUCUGGAGGGACUGGUCCCUAAUAUGCACACAGAAAUCACUCCAUACGAAAGCAAAAGACUUGGCAGGCGAUGCAACAUACCCCCAGUAAAAAUAGGGGCGUCACUGGUACCUUAAGAGAAAACACAAUAAGUGUCUGGGGCCCAAGACUGUUCAACAGCCUCCCACCAGCAAUAAGGGGCAUUACGGGAAGACCCCUGGUUGUCUUCAAGAGGGAGCUGGACAGAUACCUAAAGACGGUGUCGAAAUCAUCUGGGCUGUGGUUCGUACGUUGGAUUACGUGCGGCCAGCAGUAACAGCCUCGUUGAUCAGGCCCUGAUCCACCGGGAGGCCUGGUCAUGGACCGGGCCGCGGGGACGUUGAUCCCCAGAAUUCCCUCCAGGUAGACUCCAGGUAUAGAGAGUCUGUUUGGAUAGAAUUUUUAGAGUGGCAUGAAAAAUUUAUUUUAGGUGUGAUAUACCGUCCCCAAAACUUAGAUAGGAACCAAGGGAGACUACUAUGGGAGGAAAUUGCUAAGGACACAAGGCAAGAUAACGUAGUAAUUCUAGGGGACCUCAACUUUGGUCAGAUUGAUUGUAAUUUCAUGACUGGGAAUUUAGAAUCUAACGAUUUCUUAGAAGUAGUUUAGGAUUGUUUUUUGAAGCAGUUUGUGACAGAGCCUACAAGGGGAAAUAACCUACUUGAUUUGGUUCUGGCAAACAAGGAAACCCUUGGGUUAGCUCCGACUAACCCAACUGAAGUCUCCUUAUUAUCAACACACUAAAAAACAAGACAGGAGAUUUAAAUACCUUACCACCCUUUAUAUACAAAAAAGCAUCACAAGUGCUAUCACCAAUCAUUGCAACACUUUUUAACAAAUCCAUUGAAUCCUCUACCUUCCCUACAGUUCUCAAAAUAACAAGGGUCACCCCGAUCCAUAAAGGAGGAGACCAAACAGACUUGAAUAACUAUAGGCCAAUAUCCAACUUACACCCUCUCUCUAAAAUCUUCAAAAAAUUAAUUCAUAAGCGAAUCUAUUCCUACCUCAUCUCCCACAACAUACUCAACCCCUGUCAAUUUUGGUUCAGGCCUAAUAAAAAUACUAAUGAUGCUAUUAUACACAUGCUAGAACAUAUAUACACUGCAAUAGAGAAAAAAGAGGUCCCACUGGGGAUCUUCAUUGACUCACGUAAAGCUUUUGAUGCAGUUGACCAUGACUUGCUCCACAUAAAAUUGUCGCACUAUGGUAUAAGAGGGCACUCCCUCAACUACCUAAAGUCAUACCUCAGCAAGAGAAGCCAAUAUGUGUACACAAAUGGGGCAAACUCUUCCGCACAGCCAAUUACAGUUGGUGUUCCAUGGGGAAGUGUCCUAGGCCCUCUUCUUUUUCUCAUAUACAUAAAUGACCUACCAGAUGCAUCGCAACUACUCAAACCUACACUAUUUGCAGAUGACACUACAUACGUCUUCUCUCACCCGAGCCCAGUCACGCUAGCCAAUACUGUAAUUACCGAAUUACAGAAAAUAUCUACCUGGAUGAGGACUAACAAACUCACUCUAAACAUUGACAAAACCUACUUCAUUCAGUUUGGUAACAGAGCUACAGAUGUCCCUCUUAACAUAAUGAUAAACGAAUUACCUAUCACAAAACUCACAGAGGGAAAAUUCUUAGGAAUCCACCUUGAUAAUAGACUCAAAUUUCAAACACAUAUACAACAAAUUUCCAAAAAAAAUUCCAAGACCGUAGGUAUACUAUCGAAGAUACAGUACUAUGUUCCACAGUCAGCCCUCCUGGCCCUAUAUCACUCGCUUAUUUACCCCUAUCUCGCCUAUGGAAUUGUGAAUGGGGCUCAACAACAAUAAACUAUCUCAGACCACUAAUUACCCAACAAAAGGCUGCAGUCAGAAUGAUGAUAAAUUCCCACUACAGGCAGCA